Molecule: messenger RNA, 1857 nt
Organism: Achroia grisella
Lineage: Eukaryota; Metazoa; Arthropoda; Insecta; Lepidoptera; Pyralidae
Exons: 6
Coding region: 243-1781 (512 amino acids)
Biological process (GO): regulation of DNA-templated transcription
Cellular component (GO): nucleus
Molecular function (GO): transcription coregulator activity
Source: RefSeq, a predicted model, not a curated record
UCCUUCCGUCUGUCAAAAGUGUUUCCUUUUCUUUCGAGAGAUCGUAUUUGUUUUUGCGAAAAUAUAAACAUUAUUAUUUUUUUAUGUAUAUAAACCUUUAUUCUGUAUAUUGUAUAGUGAUUGCAUGUUAUAUUAAUUUUAUAUUGAUUCUAUUUUAAGUGAAUAAUCAUGUGAAAAAUCGUGUCAAAUCGUGUAGUGCUGUAUGUUGUUUUUGUUAGAAGUAAAUCACGCAGAUCUUCCAGAUGCUGCCUUCCAUGCCCAUCCUGUUUACGAGAGACAGUCAGGAUGCGUUUGGUAAUAAAAUCGAACCAAGUACAAGCUUUUUCAACCAAAAUUCACUUCCAAAACCCGUGAUCAACCCUGAGUCACUCACUCAGAAGCCUCAGAAAAACGCGAAAGAAUCUUAUGUCACACAAAAGGAAACAAAAGGCAAAGGCAAUUCUAAAAAGAAACAGGACCCGCCUAAAAUUGACGACAGAGCAUUGGAGAAUGCAUUAGUCACAUCUUAUUACAACAAAGUAAAAUCAAAAUUCUCCUCAAACUCAUCAGCGGUAACUAAUAAAUUUCGUCAAUUCCAAAAUAUAUUAAAAAUGUUUGACCCAUCUAAAGAGACUCCAGUGCAAUUGUAUAGGAAAAUUGAAGAGUUAUUUGGAGAUGAUCAUAAGGAUAUGGUAGAGGAGUUUUUAUUGUUCUUAAAGCCAGGCCAAGCUGCAGAAAUUGGGCGGUUCAUGGACUAUUUCACACUCGUCCAGAUGACCGGUUUUAUUGAAUUACUUCAAAUUACAUUUUCCCGUAAGCCGACGGUCUUACGCAAAAUACUGAGGGCGCUCACGACCGGUAUCAACAGUGGGAGAAGCGAGGACAUGAAAACACGUGUGCUGCCCCACCUGCGAUCGAACCCGCGCCUCACACAAAUGUUCAAAGCGAUGUUUCCUGAUGAACGGCCCCCAGAAAGUUUAUAUGAGAAUGGGUCAGACACAAUAAAUGAAAGCUUCCUCACCAGAGACAAAGGUUAUGAUGUAUGGGAAUUUGAUGAAGAGACUGACAAUAAGAGGAAAUUGAAUGACAAAGAGAGUUUGGAUACUGUGUAUCUUCAUGGAAGAGUUUUCCUUCAGCAUGGGAGGUUACUGCGCUCAGCGCGCGUCACAUAUCCGUAUAGCAAGGAGCCGUAUCGGGUGCAUGCACGGCGGCUAGCACCUCCACAUUGUCAUCUUUCGCCGUCUGAGUCGGAAGAAGAGAGGGCGUCACCAAAACGCAGCAGCAAAACAACAUCAAAAAUCCCACCGAAAAAAACAAAAAAGCAACUGAAAUCGCCUACAAAAAGUGUAAAAGACGUAAACGACAAUACAAAAGUUAAAGAAACUGUCCCUAAUGUUUUAAAUAGUCCUAAAACCGUAAAAGGUAGAUCACAAAAUAAUACUAAGAAAAAUUGCAAGCAUAAAAAAGAACAUGAUAAUAUUGUGCAAAAAAAGGAUAGAAAAGAAAAUAAGAAUCAAUCAAGUUGUAAAAAAGAGGAAGGCUCAAAAGCGAAACAGACAAAAGUGGAAACUGUUCCAAUUAGUACAGAAAGGAAAACGACUGAAAUUAAGAAUAAUAGUUGGACAAGAGAUGAGGACAAAACUAUGUUAGAAGUGCUCAAAGGCGAAGCAAGUUCGGAACAAGUUUUCUGCAGGAUAAGCAAACUGCUUCCACAUCGUUCAGUCACUGAAAUAAAGGAAAGAUUCUGUCAUGUAAUGAAUCUGUUACAACAGAUGCAGAUGGACGUCGGUGGAGUAACUUAGCAGAGUAAUUUUAAAAUUUAUCUAAUCUAAGAUAUAUUUAUAAUUUUGUAUAAAAUAAAAUAUAUUUUUGACUUAC